CACCCUCAUGUAUUCCCUCCCAACAUGGCACCCACACGGAAAUCAAUAACCAACCCCACUCUAGUACCAAUGUUUUUUUUAUUACUGUCAAAUUGUUUACAUUAAAAGAAAAUCAUUUUUUUAAUAAUGAUUCGAUGCCAUAUAUUUCAACAAAUGUAAACUACUUUUUUUUAUCAUCAACGAUAUCGUUCUGUAUAUCUUUACGAAACAAGAGACGAACGAAUAAUAAUUACGAAUACAUACGUUAUAUUUAUUUAUAUUCAAUUUUUAUGUUGAAAGUGACAUACAGAUUGAUUUUUUAAAAUAGACAGGAAUGUAAUCAUGUGUAACUAAUAGAAAUUAUCCAGACAAUUUCAAUCAGAAAUGCCUUUACCAAGUGGAAAUAAAGAACCGGAUGACAGUCAAACAUGGGAAUUAGCAGAAAGGUGUUUCCUUCCAAUCGCAUUUUCACAUGCAGUUGCAGUCAUCUUAGCGACUGUAUUGAAUACAUUAGGUAUAUCACAAACAUCCAGUUUCGUGCUGUUCCUCUUAUUACUGGUCAUAUCCAUAGGAUCAACGUUAUUUUAUCAUAAUUUGAAGGUAACUGCUGCCGGGAAAGCAAUUCUUGUUACUGGAUGUGAUUCAAGAGUUGGAUACACUUUAAGUAAACAAUUAGAUGAAUUGGGAUUUACAGUUUUCGCUGGAUUCAGUAACAAAGCAGAAAAUGAUGAAGCAAUGCAGAAGUUAAAACAGGAAACUUCUGGAAGGUUACACAUAUUACAGUUGGAUAUUACCAGCGAGCACGAUAUUCAUUCAACUUUUCUUUAUGUUAAUGAGAAUUUGCCAGAUGGGGCACCAGGUUUAUGGGCAUUAGUACAUGCUGCGGCUUGGGUAACUUUGGGUGAAUGCGAAUGGGUACCACCUUCUGUAUUAAAACGUAGUAUAGAUAUUAAUUUUAUUGGUCUUGUUCGAUUAACUCAGGUUUUUUUACCAUUAAUUAGGAGGUCAAAAGGUCGUGUUGUAUUAGUUAGCAGUCUAUUGGCUCGCAUACCAAGCCCGGUUCGAGGAAUUUAUUGUGCAGUCAAGGCUGCCGUGGAUGCUUGGGGAACCUGUCUUAGAAUGGAAAUGAGAAGAUGGGGUGUAGAUGUGGUAAUUAUUGAAACCGGUGAAUAUGUAUCUGGAAAUGCAUGGUUAAAAGAUAAUAGUUCGUUGCUUGAACAAGCUAGAGAUAUGUGGACUCAAUUAGAUCCUCAAACUCGUAAAGAAUACGGUCAAGAAUUAUUUCAGAAAGAAAUGUUAGCUCUUGAAAAAUAUACUCAAGGCCCAGAGGCAGAUUUAACACCAGUUACAAGAGCUUUAACAGAUGGUAUAGUAAAAACAUUUCCAAUGAGAAGGUACACUCCAGUAUCACGUAAAGAAAAGAUGCAGGCUUUAUGUAGCGACUAUCUUCCAAAACCAAUUUAUGAUAUAUUGUACACAAACUAAUUGGAAACAAAAACACAAACCAACUCAGAAUAUAGAAGUUUGACAAUUCAAUAAUUAAUGUUUAAACAUUAUGUGAAACUGCCGAUGAAAAUAUAAUUUAUGUAAUACUAAAAACAAUACAAUUGUACUACUUUUAUUUUCAGAUUCAUUUUCACAAAGGAAGAACAAAACUGAAAUGAAAUAAUAAAAGGUAUAAAUUAUUAUACAUCUUCCACAGAGUGAAAUAUUAUUUACUCUUUUCACCUCUACUCCCUUUCCCCC
This is a messenger RNA of Nomia melanderi (Alkali bee), 1725 nucleotides long. Its product is annotated as D-beta-hydroxybutyrate dehydrogenase, mitochondrial. Gene Ontology annotation, cellular component: intracellular membrane-bounded organelle. Gene Ontology annotation, molecular function: oxidoreductase activity. The record is from RefSeq and is a predicted model, not a curated record. Lineage: Eukaryota; Metazoa; Arthropoda; Insecta; Hymenoptera; Halictidae. Gene Ontology annotation, biological process: steroid metabolic process.